Messenger RNA from Hyla sarda, 11467 nucleotides. RefSeq lists its product as uncharacterized. Gene Ontology annotation, biological process: cell-cell adhesion; cell migration. The record is from RefSeq and is a predicted model, not a curated record. NCBI's taxonomy places the organism in Eukaryota, Metazoa, Chordata, Amphibia, Anura, Hylidae. The coding region runs from base 203 to 5338 and encodes 1711 amino acids. Gene Ontology annotation, molecular function: beta-catenin binding; actin filament binding. Gene Ontology annotation, cellular component: catenin complex; adherens junction. The transcript has 8 exons.
UAUCCACAGGACAGAGGAUGAGUAGCUGAUCGCUGGGGGUCCAGACGCUGGGACCACCUGCAGUCUCCUGCAUGGUGCUCCAGAUCUCCCAAUGCAUGGGAGUCGGUGGCCAGCAUCAUGUCUGUUUUCAAUUGAAGGUCAUACAGUUUUCUGAGUACAUCAUUGAUAUCCUUUAUAAAGAUUGGUAAUACUUCAACCAAAGAUGAUGCGUGCACCUAAACUGAGAGAAAAGCUGAAGCAACGAGAGGACAAGGAGAUGGAUUCCUUUUCUUACUGUGACAUCAGUUCAGUGUUUAUAACCAAGACAAUUCACAGGAUUAUAUCCCCGAUGGCCGUACAGCUCUGUCAUUUGAUCAUCUCCAUGCAAUGUAAUGGUAACAAGUAUAUUGUGAUAAGCGGGGACCUGGAACAAUUGGCUGAGGAGUUAUCCAAAUUUACAGAGCAUUUUGCCAACACUUCCCUCAGGCUGAAAGAAGAGUAUGAUGAUGCAACUUUUGCGCAAGAAAUGGAAAAAGCAGCAAAAUCGCUUCAAGUAUUUGGGAAAAACAUCCUGUUGUCAAUACAGAAACUAUGCAUUCAACCUACAGUUCCAAAUCACCAAGAGGAAUUGGUUAUUGCAGCACAAAAUGUAUUGAUGGGAACUUUAAAGAUACUUCAGCUAGAAGAUGAUGCAGGAGUUAGAAAGAUACAUCGAGCUGCAGAUUGGCUCCUUGAGUGUUUGACUUAUUUACAAAAAGCAGAAAGCACCUCACACCUGCAGGCAAAUUUCUGGGAAUUUUCUGAAGCUCUUCUCUUAUUGAACUGCCUAACCAAGAACAGAGUUUUUGAUCUAAAAGAUUCCCUGCACCAGAAACAUUUGGCACAAAAAUUGCAAACCCUUCAUAAAUGUGUCCCAAUGUUGUAUACAGCACUUCAAAGCAGUAUUAAGCAUCCUUGUAAUGAUCAAAUAAUUGAUUCCAAGUUGUACAUAUUUGAUCAAACAUCAAAGACAAUACACGAUCUUAAACACUUGCUGACAACUGACCCAGAUAGGCAUGAAGUAAAGAAGCAAGGCUCAUUUACUCAAGAAUUAUAUACUUUACUCAACAUAUUAUCAGAUCCCAAGCCAACGGAGCUUCUCAACAGUGAUUUAGACUUUCUUGUAGGAGCCAUCAUUUUUUACUGCAUUUAUGUAGCUGAUUAUUCAAGACCAUAUAUAAAACUACAGCUGGUAAAACACUGCCAAAAUCUACUGGAAAAAAGAAAACGGCUGUGUGACCACUUGAAGGAGUUACAGGAAACACCAUGUAGAAGUCUAUUUGAUCUGCAAGCGCAGUGUGCAUCUAUGAGAGUCCAGCUUAAUGAUAUUAAUGAAAACCUGAUAUCUUCUAUAUUUUAUCAGAUUCUAGAUGCUUUUACUGUCAAAGAUCCAUUAAAAAGGUUGUUAAGAGCUGCUCUCAAAAUGAAUAAGAAAACAAGUCUUCACUCAGAACAUCUAUUUGCUUCCAAGGCUUUCCAACCACUUCUCCAAGCCUUUCAGAAUCAUACAGACCAGUUAUUGAAGAUAUCUAGCUUUGUUUUAGCCCAAUGCUCUCAAGAACAAAUAAUCAAUGAGAUACAGAGUUCUGUCGAUUGCUUAUGUAGAGUAAGGAAUGAGGUAAUUGCACUUGUUCUUGACACCAAUAAGGCAAACUAUGAAUGCAAAAUGUUUGAAAAGGCACAGUCUAUUUACCAGAAAUGGAUUAAGGCUACAGAAAGUUUAAUCAUGAGUCUUGAUGGUAUUUUAACUGUACACCAGUUCUUGGAAUUGUCCAUUAAAGAGAUUCAGAAGAAUAAGUACCGCUGUGAAAAACUCCUGAGAAGUCAGGAACCAGAAAUUUUUCAGUAUCAUGCUGCAGACUUAUGUGAUCUGGCAGAACGUGUAGCCCAGGUUGUUACCAGGCAUGUUGACCAGAGCAAGAGCCCCAUAUUCAGGAAUGGCUUGCGAGUUUUGGUUAGACAAUUGGAAACAUUGGUGCUUGAAACCAGAACAGCUAUGAUACAAUGCCUUGAGAAAAUAUCAUGUUUUACAACUCAAAACCAUUUCUUGGAAAAAGUCAAUCUUUUGUUCAAAUCUAUAUAUAAUGUUCAAGAAGGGAUUACUGGUAGCAAACAUCCGGAUCUGCUAAGUCCUUUAAGAAAUGAAGGUGGUCCAGUCACUCAUAAAGUUACCACAAUUGAUUUAAAUGAAUCGGAGGAGUCACAUGAUUACAAUGAGAAAACCCAUAGGGAGCAGCAUAAAACAUGUUCAUCAUAUGAAGGAUACUUGAGCAAACCUGUUCCUUUAUCCAACACAGGGAAAAUGAUAAGAAAAAGUGUAAAUGUUGAAAGCACAAUACAAGUAACAGAUUUUCAUCCACUAGUAAGUAAACUUCUAAGUGCAGUAAAGAAGCAGAACACUAAAGAGAUCCAUGAAUGCAGUUCUCUUUUACAUGAAAUCUAUGACAUUUACCUGGAGGUGGCAAAUGAUGCAUUACUUCAUGGAAAUAUUGUGGAAAAAGAUGAACUUAAGUAUAAAGACACUGAAGCCCUAAUAUUAACCCUUGUCCAGUUUAGCAAGAAAGAAAAUAUAGAGCCAGCAUUAGAAAUCGGAACUGCCAUGUUACUUUCACAUCAAAUUGAAAACAUGAAAACCUACUUUAUAUCUUUGGCAAAUUGUUGGUAUAGUUUUUCUUACCAUUUAUUUUGUAAUUCAAAAAACACUGAAUGUGCCACCAUCAAUGUUGAGCUGUUUAACAGAUUAAUGCAAUGUUUUUCAAGGAUUGUUGAAGCAAUAAGGGAACAUUUACUUGGCCACUAUGUUGAUGGCCUGAAGUUUACAGAUUUUUCUGGAAUUCAAGAAUAUGUGGUAAAAAUUCAGGUCCAAUUCUCCAAGUGCCAGGCCACUGCUAAUCGGUUACUUACAGAAGUUCUUUGUAGUGGAAUGCAGUCUGAGAAUAGUAAACUAGAAUAUGUGUGCAUUUUCUGGGCAGUAUCUGUACAACAAUUAUCUAGAUUAUUAGAUGUAUUCAUUGGUACUAAUAAUUUAUCAAUCACUGGACCAACCGAUUGGACACAACUCAACAUUUCUGAGAGUAGAAGUCUAGUUUUCCUAUGUGAAACAUCAUUGUGGCUACAGGAAGCUGCAGUUAUCCUAAUUAAUAACUUUAUUGAUGAAAAAGAACAGAAAAAAGUUUUGUUACUCAAAGAAGAGAUGGGCUGUCUGACCGAGUCACUGCUGAAGUUAAGAGAAGACCUUAACUCAUCUUCUCCUACUGAUCUGUCCUUUAAUGUAGACUAUAUGCUAUUGCAAAUUGAACUUAUGUUAAAGACAAAACUUAUUAUGAUCCAUGUAAAGAAGUUGUAUAGGGGGAGUCAAACUUUAAUACAUUUUGACAUUUUUUCAUGUAACUCUAAUAAUAGAUUUCUUGCUAUGAGAUCUUUGGAAAAUAAUGCAAAAUCACUGGUUGACAAAGUUACUUUGGUGAAAGAGACACUUAAAAACUCUCCUGAUGUCAUAAACAAUGAAGAAUUAAUUCUUUUAGUAGAUCACCUGCAUUCCCUUACACAAGAUAUUGCAGCAAGGUCAAAACUAUUCAUGGACAUUCAAUAUGAGUGGGAUCUUUUAAUGCUUGAAGCUAUGCUCUUGAACUGGUCAGCUAAAGCUGAACAAUUCAUUUCACGUGUAUGCACUGAUGCAGAGUUGGAUGUGUCUGUUGUAAAGUUCAUCAAACAGUGCCUAACAUCUAGGGAAAGAACAGAGACCACAAUGACAGAUACUGAUGUCCUUUACAAUGAUACUUCAAAUGUGUCCAUUCAAUCAAUGAAUAUUAAUGUGAAACAACAAAGAGCAGAAACUGAAUGUGAACAAAAAGCCUCAACCUCGACAAAACAAGAUGCAAAAAAUGAAGACUGCAGUGUGACUGUUUACAAACAAAUUGCAGCUUGCAGUAAUAAACAAAGUGAAAUCAAUAGCAGUGACAAAGUUACCUUAGAAAGUGGUUUAAUCAGUAAGGAACAAAGUGCAGUUGAUGGAACACAACGGAAGAAAUUAAACAGCAGACAAAAGUCUUCUGUCAGAAGAUUAAUGAAGGUGGUCCGUUCCAAGCGAGGAAUAGCAACUAAUGACAAACACAAUAAAAACUUUACUGAAAGACAUUCUAAAGCGCAUGGUGUGACAUUGGAGAAGACAAUGAGCACAGAAUCUGAUGAAUCUCAUCUUGAGGUUAAUAUAAAAAGGGAUAAUGGAGAAGAUUUAAUUUAUCAAAAUCUUCAUGUGAACAUUGGAGUAGAAAAUAGUUUGGUCAAUCAGGAAUCACCAACGUUGACAUUAGAUACAACAGUUAUUAGAGCUGAAAAAGAGACAACCGAUCAGGAAGCUAAAAAUCUGAAAACACACACACUAUUUACAGUUGUUAAAAAAAGAGUUAGUCACCAAGAAACAAAGCUACAUAAAACACCCGAAGCAAUGCAGAAAGACACACUCACUCAGCAAUUAAUAAAUGAAAAAGAAAUUCCAGAAAACAUACAAGGAAUAUCGAUUGAAGAAACAAAGGAUAAGCAAACAAAUAGACAUAGCACAAUGGUACAGAAUAAUGAAACAAAUCUGGAACCAAAGAAAAUAGGCACAUUACACAGUGACGAACAGAACAAAGAAACCAAUCACAAAGUAAGUGAUCAACUAUCAGGAAAUGCGUCAAGACUGGGAGAUGAGCUAAAUGUAGAAUAUCCAGCACCCAAUCACUCAAUAUGCGAGCAGCAAAAAAAAUACCAACAGGAAUCAACCAAUUAUAAAAUGCUGCUUGAUCACAAAAAAGGAAGGACAGAAAUAACUAAAAAGGAAUCUGUUAUUGCCAAACCAUGUAUGACACCCAUUGAUUCACAGAAAGAAUUUUUUAGAGGACAGAAGAAGACCCACAAAGAGCAACCCAGAUCUGAAACUGAGAAUAAGCAACUUAGUAUUUCUAAUAGAUCAGACAACAGCAAUAAUGAAACACAACAGCAAAUUAAACUGAGGAAGGAACAUAAAACUUGUCCAAUAGCUCAACCAGGUAUGAACAUAUUGAAGAUGGACUACAAGAAGAAGCCAGCAACUGUGUUCUGGGACAACCUUAGCAGUACCACAGUUGUUGUUGAACACGCAAAGGUGAAGUGCACAUCCCUUGAAGACAUGCAGAAUGUUCACAGGCAUUCUCAAAGAUUCACUAAAUGUCUUCUGGCUGAAGAAGUAGAGACAUGGGAGGGUGAGACAAAUACAGUUGUUAAAAUCACAAGAGAAAUGGCAACCCAAAUGUCUAACAUGAUACAAUAUUUAGACAGAAAAGGACCCAUAAAGGUAUAAUCCUAUUGAGAGUGGAUUUUAAUGAUGGACUGUUUUGCAGUGAUAUGCAUGUAACAUAGUUUGUAAGGUUGAAAAAUAGACAAGAGUUCAACCUAAAGCCCUACUGUGUUGAUCCAGAGGAAGGUAGAAAAAAAAACCCUAUAAAGGCUGAUGCCAAUUGCCCUAUAAGAGGACAAAUUCCUUCCGGACUCCAAUAUGACAAUCAGAAUAAAUCCCUGGAUCAAUGUUCUAUCCCCAUAAAUCUAGUGUCCAUAACCUGUUAUAUUAUAUUUUUUCCAGAAAAACAUCCAGGCCUCCCCUUAAACUUGUUUAUUGAGUCAGACAUCACAACAUGUUUUCAGCAUGGUUCAAGCAUUCAGGUUUUCAUUCAGCAAUAUAAAGACUUCAUGACAGCACCUUUUAAAGCUCUAAAGGGGGAAAUUUACUAACAUUAGUAUGCCAGUAAUAACCAGAUUUAUGCUUUUUUUUUUUUGUAAAGCACAGACGCACAAUUGGCCCUCAUUUAAUAUUUCAAACCCGACAUGUUUUGUCGGGAUGUGCGCCAGAUUCUGUCGCAUUGCGCCAGAAAUUCUGUCUGCUCCAGAAUUUGCGCCAGAAUUGAAAAAACCCUGACUAACUCUCCAUUUUGCCAAGUAAAUCCAAAAAUGGGCGUGGCCGUCGGCGAAAGGGGCAUGGUCUCCAAGAAGGGGCGUGUUCCCAACAUUUUUACAAAAACCCAACAUGUUUACUAAGGUUUCCACAGAAAAUGUGGUGGAUUUGAGCUUAGGAAAACCCUACAGAUCUGAGCAUGUGUAAAAAAAAAGCAAAGUGUAGGGAAAGUUGAAAAUGUAGGGAAACCUUAGCAAAUACCAUGGAAAAUAAAUUGUAGGGAAUUAAAACCCACAAAGAAACCUACACUCCACUCUUAGUAAAUGAGGGCCAAUGAGUUACUGGCAUAUUUUACAAUGUAUUUAAAAACUUUUGAUAUGUGUCUCUAACACCCUCUUACUUUUUUGCAUGCAAUUUUGUGCAGUGAAUGACUUGCGGUACCUCCUCCAAUACACUGCUAAUUAUAAAGUUAUAAGAAAUCUACAAAAUUUAUGUUCGUUGUAUUUUCUAAUAUAGCGCUCAGAGCAGUUUAUUGCUUCUGCUAAACAAAUAGCUACCCUUGGGCAAGCUUUUGUAAAGUUUAUUGGAAUAAUGGCUAAAAACUGCACAGACGAGAGAAAUACAUGUGGACUGCUGUGUGGCAUGGAACAGGUACAAACAAUUAGCAACCAACUCAACAUCAUUUCAAGGUAUAAACAUUUUUUUUUAUAUAUAAUUGUUUAUCUAUUAAAGAAUUUUUCUUUAAAACAUAUUUUUUCAACAGUAAAGAAAAAUAUAGGUACUUAGAACGUUCUUUUUCUCUUCAAGAAUUCAGCAAAUUAAAAGGAUAAAUGUUUAAUACUGUAUAAAGAAUGCUUAUUUUUCAGAAUGUGAUCAGAGAUUCAAAUGUUAAUGAUCCUAAUAGAGUCUCCAUAUAAAAGAUUAUAAUAGAUUGCUAAAAUGAAUGCCAUUACAUUGUAUACUCUUUUAGGAAAUGUACCCAUCUCCCAUUAUCUCACAUUAAACUUCUGAAGCAAAUAUAGAGAAGCUACUCUCUGCCACACUGUACCAAACUUUUUUCAGCGAUCACUUAGUAUUGGAGUUGCUCUGCACCCUGGUGGGUCCUUGUGGUUUUAGCAGCACUACCCCUAGCUGCUAUGCAAUAGUCUAACAACAAAUUUUACACAGAAUGUUGAAUUCAGGUCAUUAUGGUCCAUGGGAGGACCAAGGUAAUUGUUACCUUGGCCCCAAAAGUCCUCUUAAUCUUUACACUGGUGCCUGGAAACAGACCUUCCGGUCCACAACACUUAGAGCAUGUCCCUCUGGCCUACAUUAUUAGGACAACAGGAAACAAAAGUAUAAAGAGGAGACCACAAGAAUUAUGUAAGGUGGGAUAUAUGAGAGUUACUGUCUUUACAGGUAGAGCAGAACCUGAUACAAUCUGCUAUUUCAUCACAUGGAUUGGUUCCUAAAACAGAUGCUGAUAUUUGUAAUAUUUCAUCUCCUCAUCCCCUUAACCAAGUAGCAGGAACAAUAAGGAUAUGGCCACCAGCCAUUAGGACUAAAAGUCAUGUACUAACUGAUCUUAGAGAAUUUAAAAUGUGCUAUUGUAAUGACUGUUUUUGUGUUUUUGUAUUUUUAUGUCCUGGGCUCUGUUCAGACACUGGUUUUUAUGUCUGAGCAGUUUUUGUUCUAAUUCUUCCUAGCCUUAGAAGAGUUAAGGUUCUCAUCCUAUUGCGGCUUGGGUGUGGCUUUAAAACUCUAGCUCUGCCCUGGUGAUUUAACUACUUUGACUAUGUUUUAUUAUGCACAUUUGCUUUAGUGCUACUCUGUUCAUAUCUGCUUAGUCAUUAUUUAUAUUGUGAUAUUUCUGUGUUUUUAACCAUGGUUAAUAGUCUUGUUUGUUGUAGAUUUUAGACUUUAGUACAAUUGUGUGUUUUUAGGAUUAUUGUAUGUCCGUUCUGCUUGUACCUUGUUUCUUAGUUUGUGUUCACACUAUGAGCUGUGUCCCUCCACCUUGUGGAGUUUUUGAAUAUAUCCUGUCUUGUAUUUUGAAAAUUAUCCUGUCUAGUAUCCUGACCUGUGUUUAACCACGGUGUGGAGUUUGGUUUUCUUUUAUCCAUUUUUAUAGAGUUCGUGAUUGCUGAUCUUUAGAGUUUAUAGUACAUGAACUGAUCAUAGAGUACAUGAUCACUGAUCUAGUGUUUCCUCUGUGCUUUACCAUUGGUCUAUAUUGUCCUCUGUGCUUACUCACUGAUCUGUGUCCUCUGAAAUUUAUCUGUUUAUGUUAGUUAUCUUAGUCCAGUGUGAACAGUGUUCUAUGUUCCUGAUCAGUUUGUUUAACAUUCAAUUCUUCUGUUCAUCCCUGCAUUUCCUUGUCUCUGCUGUUUACUAAUUCUAUUCCUUGUCUAGUUCAUUUAUUCACAUCUGUCGUUUAUCUGGAUUCUGGUUUCUGAACUGUUUGUUAGUACACUAUUUUCUGCCCUGUUUGUUGUAUUUAUAUUCUGUCUUUCUUGUUUUAUGCCCAUUGCACUUUAGCGUAGGUAGGGACAGUAACCAUGGUUGUCUAUCCGCUGUUUAGGGCGGAUGGACAAGUAAGCAGGGAGAGUGUUAUUAGGGGCAGCUUAGGCCUCACUCUCCCUAUCCAUCCCAGUCAUAACAGCUAUUUUAGAAAUAUUGUUUCCUGUAAUUUUAAUAGUUUUAUGUAGUUGCUAUAAAGACUCUAAGUAUCUCUGUAGAUCAUAAGUUGUUGCUUUCCGUAUUACCUGUUGACUGCUAGUGAGCACUUAGUUCCAGUGAACACAUUAUGUGUAGUGUUGGGACUUAUUACCCACAUUUGGUGUUUCUAGGUGUGUAAACAUUUGUGCUGUGCUCAAUUUCUAACAUAAAUCUGGUGUGAAUGUGAGAUGUUGUAGAGUGUCAUUUACAGAUAGUCAAACCUGCAGAGGAAGAGAAAGGUCUGUCCAUGUCACUGAGUAUAAGAUUAGACAACACCAGGCAUGUCAUAAAAAUGAGUUUGAGGAUUGAGCAUGGAAUUGUCAUAAUAUUCCUUUAUAGGUCAACCAUUUGUGGAUGAGAAUCUACAAGAAAGACAUGCAAUUUAAAGGGUUUUUCCAGGACCUAAAUCAAAAUAUUAAAACCAUCCAGCUGUAUAACAGAUAACUAGACAAAUCUUUCCAUGUACCUCUUUCAAAGUUUUCCCUUUCUCCUGCAAUGUUACAGCUAAAUGCUAAAUGUAUGUUCUAGACUCUUCCAUUUUCUCGCCUUUUUUCCUAAUACUAUUAAAUAAUGAUAUUGUCCUGGAUAACCCCUUUAAAAUAAAAUAAUUCUUCUGUCUCAGAAUACAGACUUGUGGCGGCCACAGGGUGUUAGUAAGAGUACCUGUUCACGUCAUGAUGCCAGGGCACCAUUAUCGUAUACACGGUCCGAGGUUGGGGACAGCUUCUCUUGGGCCAGACACGAUGAGGAAAUAAACACACAGACGUCAGGUUACGGAUAACUGUCUUUACUGAGCUUGUACAGAUGGUAAUACACAGACAGCUGGCCUUGGUGUGAGAGUGCAGCGUACCCCUUGCGAGCCCUGUUGCCUUGCUGAGACUUAUGGUGCUUUCACCGGACGGAAUUGUAGAUUGUAACUUGAGAUUCUGGUUGCUAGGGUCCUUCCAAGGAACUGUAGACUAUUCUGCAUGUAUUCCUCCUGCAAGUGAACCUUGUAGGAUGACCAGUAGGAAGACUAAAGCUGGAGUAGGCCUCUACUCAGAGUACACGGCACAAAGCACACCUGAGCUUAGCUAUUUCUCAGGAGCCUGGAUGAAAUUAGACUUACUAACUCCUCCCCUGUACCUCACUAUUCAGGGAAGACUUUUGUGGUCUCAUUGGCUCACAUGGUCACAUGGGUUCACUGUCACAUUUUAAAGACACAGUACACAGUAUUAUAAAAAUAUAUUACUUGAUAUUAUAAACAUUAUUACUGUGGAACUUGUAUGGGCCCAACACCCUGUGCUGACGAGCUGCCUGAGACAGUCCAAAGGCCAGGGACAGCCUCCGGUACUGGGACACCACAGAUUAUUACAAAUCUACACUGUAUAUUGCUUUACACUAUAUUUGUCAUUAUUUUUAUUUUAGUGUAAAAACAGCCACAGGAUGUGAUGACUACUCUGCCGAGGAUGUGUUACUGAAAAACGCACAGAACCUGAUUCAUAGUGUUUUACAGACAUGGAAAGCAGCAGAGGCAGCAUGCAUUAAGAUCACUGAGAAUCCCAUUAACAGCAAAGAAGAGGAGGAUGUGGCCGCAUUUUGUUCCCAGUUAAGAAAGAAGUUGCUGCGUCAAAGAGCUAAAGAGACUGAAUCUUAAAAUAUUUAUCCCUGUGGACAUACUGUGCUAUGAGAAAGUACAUGCCCCUAUCCGAUGUCAACUUUUGUAUAUUCAUACACUGAAGGGUUUUGAUCCUUAAAACAGACCUGUCAGCAGGUUUUUAGGGUAUAAAGUAAGAGUAAGGCUGUAAAGGGCUUUUGACCCUAAAAUUUUAUAAUUCCACAUCAAGAUAUCAGAGUUUAUCAGAGAUAUCAGAGAUAUUUGACCCCUUCCACGUCAAGAUAUCAGAGUUUUAAAAGAUAUGCAAAUUAGGCUUUAUAUCCUUAAAGGGGUAUUCCGGAGCUCCAGAGUUCUGAAGAUUUUGUUCAGAACGCUCGGAGCCAGAGGCUGUGAUCGUGACUUCACCGCCACACCUUCUCAUGACAUUAUGCCAUGCCCCCUCCAUUCUUGUCUAUGGGAGGGGGCAUGUUGGCAGACAUGGCCCUCCCAUAGACUUGAAUGGAGGAGGAAUGGUCGUGACCCAACAAGGGGACGUGGCCAUGACCUCACGACCACUGCCGUAGGAGCCCAAUGUUUGUUCAGAAUGCUGGGGAGAUAACAGGGGGCCACAGAAGCGGGACCCCUGCAAUCAGACAUUUUAUCCCCUAUCCUUUGGAUGUCUAGCAGCGGAGUACCCCUUUAAAGCGUAUCUGUCAGAAUCCACAAAAAUGCUUCUAACACCUAUAUUUAUUAUAAAAAUACCUCUUUUUAUUAGUUCACAGUGUUAGAAAUGACUAGUGGACAAGCUGCUGCUGCUGCAGGACUGGAUAGUGUCCCAUUAGGUAUGGGGACUCCUAGUGGUGGGAUUUUCGGGGGCUCCUUUCUUAAUUAAAUAUUCAGAAGUUUUUUAAACAACCAUAUUACCAUAUAACAACCAUAUUUCCAUAAGUAACAACAUAUAAAAAGUUUUUGGAUCUGAUAGUGUCCGUUUAUACCUAAAUAUAAUGGGGAACAAAGUAAUUACAGUUUUGAAAAAACCACAGCAUUCAUGUAAAGGGUUUUUCCAAGAUUAAUACAUACCCCUGGCUCAUAAACUGCAGUGGAACAUGGUGGCAGGAAGCUAAACUAGGCUCCGCCCCCACCCUCCGAACUCGUGCACCACGCCACGAUAUGUCAUGCUGCGGAGUCUGGUGAAUGCCGGACCCCGGGAGUAAGACACCCCCUCCCAAUGCCAACCUUGGGACAAAGCCCUUGAGAUAGAGCCUUGA